CUGCGGUGAAGUGACUGAUGCCUUUAAAUGAAAUCCUACUUUGAAGGCCCAGGCAGCGUUGCUGAUUCAUGUUACUAAUUGGGCUUUGGGAGAAAGAUUCUUUCAGGGUGAAUAAAGUCCAGCUUGGGCUGGAAAAUAGAAACCUAAGAAAUCAGUUUUGUUUCCUAUGUUAUUUGGCACAUAGCUGUAAACGGGCCUUCUGUUUGGGCCAAUCAGCGCAGCGAAGCCCUGGGAACACGGUCCCAUUAGAGCUUGCGUAGCUACAGCCGAGAGGGGGGCAAAUCCUUCUUCAAAGCUUCUGAAUCUCUGUCUUCUACCAGCUUUUAGGGGAGACGUGGCGGGCGAGGUAAUAGCUCUUACUGCACCAGCUGUUGGUGUGAGAGAUGAGCUUUCAAGCUACACAGGCUCUUGGUCAGGUCUGGGACAGGGACGCCGAGUGUCACAGCUACAGGCAAGGGCUGACGAAGCGGAGCCGCUAUCCCAGUGAUCAGGGCGUGUGGGUCAGAGUCUCAGUCAUGGUUGGAUUUAUCCCUAUUGCUGUUGGAGCAACUGUUGGAUUAGGCGUUGCCAGCAUUGCUGUCCCAGCAGCACUUGGGGCAGCAGGCUUUACUGGAGCAGGCAUUGUAGCUGGGACCCUUGCUUCCAAGAUGAUGUCAGCAGCGGCCGUAGCCAAUGGAGGAGGGGUAGCCGCUGGAAGUACUGUGGCAGUGCUGCAAUCUGUGGGUGCUGCAGGUCUUUCUCUUGCUACAAAAGGGGCGGUGGCAGCUGUUGGGGGAGUACUUGGAUUCUUCUUUCCAAAGUGAAAGCUACGACUGUUCUUCCCUCUUCCUCCUGCAGAAACAGCCGCUGCAACCUGCCUCUUGCUUGUUCUGCCUUCUCAACAAACAGCCCUUACAAUCCAUUUGGCUGGUGGCUGAAAUGUGAGAAAACAAUAAAAGCUUUUUGCUGA
Molecule: messenger RNA, 949 nt
Organism: Chelonoidis abingdonii (Abingdon island giant tortoise)
Lineage: Eukaryota; Metazoa; Chordata; Testudines; Testudinidae
Source: RefSeq, a predicted model, not a curated record